AUGAGCGAGGCGAGCGAGGCUCUGAAGCUGAAAGAUGUGUUUGCGACUGAAAACGCGGCGCUGUCGUCGACUGUGGAGCGCCUCGAGGCGCAGAAGCGCGACCUGCGGGCGCAGACGAGCGAGCAGCGGGACCAGGUCGCGAAGGAAAGACCAAGAGCGCCCUCGUUGAACAGCAUUCGCGAAUUCUCGUCUCUCAUUCAACCUCGUAUUUCCCAACCCCCCGCCCCCGGCCGCCGCCGCCCUGCAGCUCCAGGACUCCGUCCGCAGGCUGUCCGCGGAGCUCUCGCGCGCGAAGCAUGA
This is a messenger RNA of Pedinophyceae sp. YPF-701, 300 nucleotides long. Lineage: Eukaryota; Viridiplantae; Chlorophyta; Pedinophyceae. The record is from the annotation of a GenBank genome assembly.